Molecule: messenger RNA, 981 nt
Organism: Spinacia oleracea (spinach)
Lineage: Eukaryota; Viridiplantae; Streptophyta; Magnoliopsida; Caryophyllales; Amaranthaceae
Exons: 2
Coding region: 1-981 (326 amino acids)
Source: RefSeq, a predicted model, not a curated record
AUGGAGAUCCGUCACAAAAAUUCAAGCCUAGUAGGGGGAUUCGACAAGGAGCUAGAUCCCCUCUCCCCCUACUUGUUUGUGAUGUGUAUGGAACGCUUCUACCAAGUUAUUGAGGAAGCCAUUGUAGCUAAAACUUGGCAGCCAAUUCGUGCGAGUCGUAAUGGUCCCCUCCUGUCGAAUUUGUUCUUUGCCGAUGAUAUUGUAUUAUUUGCUGAGGCUAAUUGUGAACAAGCCCAUGUAAUUAAGCACUGCUUGGAAAGGUUCUGUGGUGCGCCUGGCCAAAAAGUUAGCCUCCCCAAAUCACGAGUCUAUUUCUCCAACAAUGUCAGUGAUUCAAAGCAACUGGAAAUUAGCUCAUGUCUGGGAAUGGAAGCUACUACUGACCUUGGUAUGUAUUUGGGGAUGCCAUCACUGACUAGCCGAGUGACCAGGGAAACGUUUGGCCAUCUUUGUGAGAAAAUCGAUCGGCGACUCUCAGGUUGGAAGACAAAAUACCUUUCUCUUGCGGGCCGGAUCACUUUGGCAAAAUCUACUUUGUCAACCAUUGCUUGCUACUCUAUGCAAACGGCUAAGAUACCUCGCACAAUCUGUGAUGAUAUUGACAGAAAAACAAGGAGAGCCAAGUAUUGUAAAGGGAGAUGUGAUAUCGAUAUGUUUGAACCCAAGACGGGGAUGUCAAAUGUGUGGCGUGGUAUAACAGAUAAUGCCAAGCUUCUAUGUGAGGGUAUGCGCAUGGAAGUGGGCAAUGGCUCCCAAACCCUCUUUUGGGAUCACAAGUGGGUUACUAAUCAACCUUUGAGUGACCUCGCAACAGAACCAAUCCCUUUGAGUAUUGCUGGUGCUACGGUUGCUGAGAUGUGGGAAAUUAAUCAUGGGUGGCGUUGGGAGGUGUUUGCGCCAUACCUACACUCUGACACAUUAAAGCUCAUCCAAUCACAUGAGUUGAGAAUGGAUAGUGAAGUUGGGGAUCUGGUUUACUAG